UUCACCGCGAGCGCAAUGAAUUACAACAAGUCUGGCAGUGUCAGCGGUCCGUCCCGUAGCAACUCCGGUUCGGUGGACGAGCUUGUGAUAACAUCGACUUUCGGGACGCUGCUGUCAGUGGUUUACAUCGUUGGAGUUUCGGGAAACGUCUACACCCUGGUAGUUAUGUGUCAUUCCAUACGCUUCGCCACUUCCAUGUACAUCUCCAUCAUCAACCUGGCGCUCGCGGAUCUUCUUUACCUCUCCACGAUUCCUUUUGUCGUGUGCACGUACUUUCUGAAGGACUGGUAUUUUGGAGAUGUGGGCUGCAAGAUACUGCUAAGUCUGGACCUGGUAACUAUGCACGCGAGCAUCUUUACUCUGACAGUGAUGUGUAUGGAGCGAUACCUGGCAGUGACUAAACCAUUGGAUACCGUGAAACGCUCCAAAAGCUAUCGAAAAGCCAUGGCGUGGGGAGUUUGGAUUUUAUCCCUCGUCCUAACUCUUCCCAUGAUGGUCAUGGUUAACCAGACUACUAAAACAACCGCAGAUGGAGGGGUGAAAAGAAUGUGCGCACCCACCUGGGCACCCCAGGCGUAUAAAUUGUACUUGACUAUCCUGUUCUGUACGAGCAUAAUGGCGCCAGGGCUUGUAAUUGGUUAUUUGUACACCAGGCUAGCCAAGACGUACCUGGAGUCUCAAAAGACGUCGGCUGUAAAUAAAAGCAGCAAGCGCUCGCCAAAACAGAAAGUUUUGAUAAUGAUUUUCACGAUAGUGCUCGUGUUCUGGGCGUGUUUUCUGCCCUUCUGGAUAUGGCAGCUUGUCCCCCUGUACCACAAGCCCUUCAGUUUAGCCUCACACACGCACACGAGCAUCAAUUACCUCGUGGCGAGUCUGACCUACAGCAACAGCUGCAUCAAUCCGUUUUUGUACACGCUCCUGACCAAAAAUUAUCGAGAGUAUCUUAAAAACCGACACAAGAGUUUUUAUCGCUACACGUCAUCAUUUAAAAAGCGCCCACCGAGCUUGUACUCUUGGGGAAAGUCUGCGUCAUCCAGUAAUCAGUUUGACUUCAACUCUGAGACGCUUGUCAUGGCGCAGUUAAAGGUGAUGCAGUGAAGAGAUUGGAAAGCCUAACCCGACCCGUUCGUGUAAAGGUUACCGUCACUCGUCCGUUCGAGACAGAUGGAUCCUACGGCAGGGAGGGGUCAUCAAUGGCAUAAUCGGGGUCACAUGUGAAAGACACCGUAAUGGCAUAUCGUGUGCCCCAAACGACCUUCUCCACAUGGUGGAGGU
Pimephales promelas (fathead minnow) is the source of this 1275-nucleotide messenger RNA. NCBI's taxonomy places the organism in Eukaryota, Metazoa, Chordata, Actinopteri, Cypriniformes, Leuciscidae. The record is from RefSeq and is a predicted model, not a curated record.